Messenger RNA from Serendipita indica DSM 11827, 4872 nucleotides. Lineage: Eukaryota; Fungi; Basidiomycota; Agaricomycetes; Sebacinales; Serendipitaceae. The record is from the annotation of a GenBank genome assembly.
AUGGCAAAGAAAAAGAAGGCAGCAGCAGCGAAGAAAGCUGAGGACGUCCCAACAUCCACAGCCCCCACACCCGCCCUCGCAUCACCGGCAGUCGAGAAGUCGCAGGAAGAGGCCUUGGGUGCCCUGAUAAGCCAGGUUGACAAUGCGGAGACACCAAAUCCAGAACCCACUGAAACACCUGCGCCGGCUGAACCAGUCGUCGAAACUCCUGCUCCAGAGGGUGGAAAUGAGGUGGAAGAAGGUGCAGCUGCAACCACAGAACCAGCACAGGAAUCUGCAGCAGCAAAGAAGAAAAAGAAGAAGAAGAAAACGGGUGCUGGUGCUGGUGGAGGCGAGACCAAGGACGACGAGGCGCCUGUGGAGAAUGCUGGACAGGAAGAGACAAAGGAGGAACCACCAGCUGCUCCUCAGCAAACUGAGGAAGAAACGGAAGCUGCGCGUCUCAAAGCUGAGGAGGAGGCAGAGGCCGCUCGCAAAAAGGUUGAAGAGGAGCUUCUCGCAUCUGCUGCUGAGCCGACUACAACCGCAGCCAAGAAGAAGAAGAAAAAGGGCAAAGCUGCUACGCCGGCCGUCGAGAGUCAAGUCCAGUCGGCCGUCAUGUCACCCACCGACGAGAACCCACCUGGAGUUGAUGAAGGUCAAGGUUAUUUCGCUGGUGGCACCACUCAACAAGAACCCGAAUCUGCCCCUCAGCCGGAGCCAACAGUCCAGCAAGACUCUGUCACCCACGAUGCACCUCCAAAGUCUCCAGCUCGCUCGACUCGUGGCCUGGAUCCGACUUCACCAACAAACGAUACAUUUCUCAACGCUGGGAAUACUGCUGCACCUCGCUCUCCUCUGCGUUCCCCAAUCAAGGACGCCUUUGCGGACUCGACAGACGCACCACCUAUAGCUCCUCGCUCUCCGCUCCGCUCACCGGCACCAUUAAAUCCUGAGCACGCUCCUCCAAAAUCUCCACUUCGAUCGCCGCUCAAAGAUACCUUUUUAAACUCUGGAGACGCUCCACCUCACUCACCUGCGCGUUCGCCACAAAGAUCGCCUCGUCCACUUCCCCAAGCACCGCUCCCGCCCUCUAGUCCACGUAUUCCGCCUCUUCAAACUUCAAUGCAGUCCCCUGAGAGGGGUCCUGGACACCCAACCCAAGGGCCUCCUUCGCCCGUCAACCGGCGAGAGCCUCAGCCGUCUCAUGGAUUUGGCUCGCCAGCUACGCCGCGCGACAACAACCAAUCACCCCGUGGAUUCGACUCUAAUCCUCGAGGGAACUCGCCAGUCAGACAACGUGGGCCUCCUCAACAAGGGCUCGGUGGGACGGGUGCUUGGGGAGCGUCGCCGGCCAGACAACGCGAACCUCCUCAGCAGAAUCGUGGCUUUGGGUCGAGUGGGUUCGGAAACGAUUCUCGUGGUGGAGGAGGUGGAUUGGGCUGGGGAUUUAGCUCUCAGCCAAAGCCGGCGCCGGCGCCUCCACAACAGACCAAUUCUGGUGGGUUUGGCUUGGGUGGGUGGCUUGGAAGCGCGGCGACGUCUCUCUUUGGCGGAUUUGGCGGCAAUUCCCCUCCGCCCCCUGAGCCAAAGACUGGAUUUGGCUUCGGUAGUUUGGGCGGUUCGCAACAGGGCGCACGAACACAGUCUAAACGUACAUCGUUUGACAAUUAUGAAGACCCGUUCAGGACACCCAGUCGGUUUGAGGACCCAUACAAACAACCUCAGCAGUGGGAGGAUCCAUUCGCCAAACGAGGUGGACGUAAUGCUCGGGAACAGCAGCACGUCUCUCCAACGUCUCCUACGGACCGGAGGACUGGAUUCGGUAGUCUUGCCAACGCUCAACCCCUCUCAGCUGCAACGCCGACCCGUGUCGAACCAGAGCCAGAGCCAAAGCCAAUCGUAGCACCUCAACCUGAACCUAUAACGGUUGCGCCGGUGGCUCCAGCUGAGCCUCCUGCGUUCACUGUUACAGAAGAUCCGCACAAAGAGGGCGGACAUGCCGCUACCGAGCAGCCCAAGUUUGACGCUUGGUUCGACCCUCCACCACCGGAAGAUGAGGAAGAGGUCGCCGUUGCCGAAAAAUUCUUGGGAGAGCAGCUCGACCCGAGUUUCCGUCGAGACAAUGUCGAUUUCCAAGAGGUUGGCUUGGACGGUGGAGAUGCUGCCAUGGAACUUGGAAGAACGCCCAUGAAAGCUGCGGCGGUCGAAUUGCCCAAGUCGCCCUUCAUCGGUGGUGGUGCCAAAAUUGACGAAGUGGACCCUUGGGCGACACCAAAGAGUACAGCAGGUGUGGCGUUGCCAAAAUCGCCGUACCUUGGUGCAGGAACGAUUGACGGUGCACCACGAUCGCCUGCCCAUGUAGCAAACGAUCUCGAAGGUCCACCAAAGUCUCCUCGUAUUGCGCCGAGUCGGGCUCGUACCCCACUUCCCGAGAUUCCAAUGACUGCGGAGAUUGUAGACCGACCCAAGACGCCUGUCGUGGUUGAUGAUCCACCGCCACCGCCAGCAGCAGAACCCGUCGCUCCAGAGCCUCAAACGCCAGUCGAGCCUCUUGAAGAGGCGUCGAAGCCCGGUGCCAAAAAGAAGAAGAAGAAAAAGGGUGCCAAAGCCAAGGAGGAAACAUUUUUGUCUCCCGAGACCCCAGCUGGAGAGGAUGAGGAGAAGACGCUCAUGCAAGAGCGCGCCGAGCUCGAAAAGAAGAAAAAGGAGGAAGAGGAGCGUGCCGAGGCGGAACGUAUCGCCGCUGAGGAGAAGGCUGCUGAGGAGCGUCGUCUUGAGGAAGAGCGUCUCGAACAGGAGAGAAUUGCAGAGGAACUUGCUGCUGAAGAAGCACGGCUCAAGGCUGAAGAGGAGGAAAGAAUCCGACUUGCUGAAGAAGAGGCUCGUCUCGAGGCGGAACGCGUAGCAGAAGAGGAAGCACGUAUCGCUCGCGAGAAACUUCAGGAGGAGCAAGCCCGUGCCGCUGCACGAGAAGCUGCCAUGAUCGCUGCCGUCGAGGCUCGUCGCGCCGCCGAAGCCGAAAAGGAAAGAUUGGCCAAGGAGGCUGCUGAAGAGGCAGAACGGCUCGAAAAGGAGCGCAUCGAAAAGGAGGAAGAAGCUCGACGUGCUGCAGAGGAGGCGGAACGGCUUCGGAGAGAAAAGGAGGAAGAGGAAGAGAGGAAUAGGAAAGAAAAGGAAGAAGAGGAGAAACGUCGCGCGAAGCAAGAGGCUGCGAUGAUCGCAGCUAUUGAAGCACGUAGAGAAGCCGAGGCUGCAAAGGCACGCGAGUUGGCAGAGGCCGCAGAAGAGGCGGAAAGGGCACGCAUUGCAGAGGAAGAGGCUCGAGCGGCGAGAGAGGCCAAAGAAAAGGAGGAACAAGAGGAAAGAGAGCGUGAAGCUGCGAUGAAGGCGCGACGGCAAGCGUUGGCAGCCGCUGCGUCGUUUGCGGCUAUCGAGGCCAAACGCGCGGCAGAUGAGAGAAAACGCCUCGAAGAGGAACGCAAACGGUUGGAAGAAGAAAGGAUUCGUGCAGAAGAGGAGGAGAAACUCCGCGCAGCAGAGGAAGAACGUCGUUUGGCACACGAGCGCGAGGUUGAAGCAGAGUUGGCUCGCAUCGAGGCGGAGCGUAUCGCCGAGGAGGAGCGUAUCGAAGCCGAACGUCUCGCUGAAGAAGAGAGAUUGCGCAUCGAACGCGAGGAGGCAGAGGCUAGACAGGCAGAAGAGGAUCGACUGGCAUUCGAGGCCGCAGAAGAGGAAGCACGCAGGCUUGUCGCCGAGGCCACUGCAAAGAUUGAAGAGGAGAGAAGAUUGCAAGAGGAAGCAGAGGCGGAGGAGAAGCGACAGGAAGAGGCCAGACUCAAGGCCAAUGCAGAGGCCGAAAAGCAGCGGAAGAGCGAAAAGAAGAAGAAACGCAAGCAGGGCAAGGACGAUGCUGCUGCACGGCUGGAAAAGGAGCGCAAGGAUCGCGAGGAAGCGGAGCAACGCGAGCGUGAAGAACGCGAGGAGCAGGAGAGACUCGCCCUCUUGGAGGCCCAGAGACUCGAGGCGGAGAACCAAGAGAUGGAACGUAUCGCUCGCGAGCUGGAAAUUGCCCGAUUGGAAAGAGAGCGUAUCGCGCGCGAAGAGGAAAUCCGCCGUCUCCAAGAAGCCGAGGCUGCACGUUUGGAGCAAGAGCGACUCGAGCAAGAGAGAAUCCGGCUUGAGGAAGAAAAGGCCGAACGAGAGCGCCAGGAGGCUGAGCUCGAAGCCCAGCGCAUCGAAAAUGAGCGUCUGGAGCGUCUCCGCAUCGAGGAAGAGCGGCGUCUAGAGUUGGCACGCUUGGAACAAGAGAGACUGGAGGAAGAAGCCAGAAGACACGCCGAGCGCGAGAAACAGCGAUUGGCCGACGAGGCGCGCGAGUUGGCUGCCAAACUCGAAGCUGAACGAAUCCGGCAGGAAGAGGAGAGACGCGAGGCCGAGAGACUGGCACAGCUGGAGAAGGAGCGCGCGGAGCAAGCGGCGGCACAGGCUUCCACCAACGAGCGCGAGAUUACUUCCAAGGAUCUUGAAGACCGCUUCGCUACUCUGCGGUUAUCACGUAUUCGCAAGACGGACUUGUGGCUGAAGAUGCCGGAACCGGAUCAGGCGGAGAGUGAUGCGCCCAGCGCGCCUUCAAGUCCUCGGUCUGGUGCGAGCAUGAGUCCAGUUUCGAGUGAUUUGGACGAGGCGAGCGACUUGGGCCAGCCGCCGGAUAGCCCUCGCUUUGACCCAGACUCGCCACUUCCAACGCGCAAGAUUGUGUAUCCAGUUGGGGAUCUGAGGCAGCUCAAGGACUUUGGCAUGAAUUCGACGCGGUCAAUUGCGAGUAGCGUCGCUCCAGUCGCACCGUCAACGAUGACUGAGGACGACGGGAUUUUGACGUGGACGCUCUGA